AUGCUGGAUGAUGAUGUUGAUGCUGAUGAUGAUGAUGAUGAUGAUGAUGAUGAUGAUGAUGAUGAUGAUGAUGAUGAUGAUGAUGAUGAUGAUGAUGAUGAUGAUGAUGAUGCUGAUGAUGAUGUUGAUGCUGAUGAUGAUGAUGAUGAUGAUGAUGAUGAUGAUGAUGAUGAUGAUGAUGAUGAUGAUGAUGAUGAUGAUGAUGAUGAUGAUGAUGAUGAUGAUGAUGAUGAUGAUGAUGAUGAUGAUGAUGAUGAUGAUGAUGAUGAUGAUGAUGAUGAUGAUGAUGAUGAUGAUGAUGAUGAUGAUGAUGAUGAUGAUGAUGAUGAUGAUGAUGAUGAUGAUGAUGAUGAUGAUGAUGAUGAUGAUGAUGAUGAUGAUGAUGAUGAUGAUGAUGAUGAUGAUGAUGAUGAUGAUGAUGAUGAUGAUGAUGAUGAUGAUGGUGAUGAUGCGUCGCUAUCGUUUGCACUGACGCAUUUUCUAAUAACUUGUUAA
Molecule: messenger RNA, 495 nt
Organism: Dicrocoelium dendriticum
Lineage: Eukaryota; Metazoa; Platyhelminthes; Trematoda; Plagiorchiida; Dicrocoeliidae
Source: the annotation of a GenBank genome assembly